UGGGUUGGCCAGCUCAGUCUUGAGGUCGAGUGUGUGGCCGAGACCAGAAGUGCGUCUAUUGACAGUGGAUUAACAUACUGUUCUUUCUUUAGGCACACGAUCAUCGAGCGGUCGGCCGGGGCCGAGUCAGGCAAUCGUAUGGUCACUUGCACAUUCGAGUGGACACAAUGCGUGUGUAGUAAUAGUCGUGCAGUGCUUGCGGAACACCCGGUGCGAUAUAUUCCGUCACUUGAAUAGCGGAUUACCUGGCACAGGAAACUUAAGUACAAACAAUGAAUCAAAUCAUUAGUAUCGUAUGUUAAGGACGCAUACUACCCGGAAGCAUAGGCUAUAUAUAGUGCAUUCAUCUCUGACCUUGAUUAUUAAUAAACCUAUUUAACAUUUCAUCCAUUGUGCUAUAUAUAUAUAAGUACCGUGGUAUAGUUCUCGCCCGUGAGACAGACCAACAUCACUAACAGAAACUGUCGACGGGUGGAUUACUCUAGUCUGCAUCAUCACUAAGAGCAGAGUGUAACCCGAGCAGAGCACGGCGCGGCUUGGAACAGACAGACUUGUUUACAUUGUAACGAAGCAAGUGUGGGACAGACUCUCACGACCACACAGCCAGCCAAUUAAACACCUAAGUUUUAUUGAGUCUGUGGUUUACUCUUGUUGCCACAACAACCAGCGACCACAUCUGAUUGUGCCACCAACCUAGCGUUCUGAGGUGAUCUCUGGCGGUCAAGUGACAUGUCACAACAUAGGCUGCCGUGUCUGCGAUGAGUCAAACACAACAGACUCGCUUCUCAGAUUUCUAGGUCAGCACUUCAUCGAGCUCGACCUAGAUUCACUCGCCCUCCUCCAAAUAAGUUUUCCAAAGAAACGAAGCACCACAAGGUCGGCGCCGCCUUCCACACGUCACCAUUCCCGUGAGCAGCCAGGCGUCCACACUGUAUCAGCCGGGCUACUCCCCAGCGUCCAGCAUGCUACUGGAAGGCACCUCACCGGACAUGAUGUCCGCCCAGUCCAAGCUGCUGUUUCAAAUCAACAAGUACUACAAUGAAAGGGUGCACGCCAGGAAGGCCAGCAUCAACAAGACCACCAGAGAGGUGUGCAAGGUGGUUCAAGAUGUCCUCAAGGAGGUGGAGGUCCAGGAGCCCAGGUUCAUCAGUUCCCUGACUGAGGUCAAUAUGCGCUAUGAAGGUGUAGAGGUCAUCUCCCCAACAGAAUUUGAGGUCGUUCUUUACCUCAAUCAAAUGGGUGUCUUCAACUUCGUAGACGACGGUACCAUUCCUGGCUGUGCGGUUCUCAAACUGUCGGACGGCCGCAAGAGAUCCAUGUCCCUGUGGGUAGAAUUCAUCACCGCCUCGGGUUACUUGAGCGCCAGGAAGAUACGAUCUCGGUUCCAGACUCUGGUGGCCCAGGCCGUAGACAAGUGCAGCUACAGGGACGUGGUCAAAAUGAUUCCAGACACUACCGAGGUCAAGCUCAGGAUCAAAGAGCGCUACAUCGUACAGAUAACCCCGGCCUUUAGGUGUGGGGGGAUCUGGUGCAGGUCCGCGGCUCACUGGCCGGUGCCGCAUGUAUCGUGGCCUAACCCAAACUUGGUGGCCGAGGUGAAGACAGAAGGUUUCGACCUACUGUCCAAGGAAUCCAUCUACAUGAAAGACAAACAGUCAGCGGCGGAGGGCGACGCCUGGGUCAUGUCAUUCCGUUACGCAGAGGACAGGCUUUUGUAUGGCGGGUGCCGGCGAAGGUGCCUCAGCAUCUUGAAAACUUUGCGCGAUCGCCACCUCGACAUCCCCGGCCAGCCCAUCCUCAACUACCACAUGAAGACUCUGCUGCUGUACGAAUGCGAAAAGCACCCAAGGGAGAUCGAGUGGGACGAUACUUGCAUCGGGGACCGCAUUAACGGCAUCCUACUUCAACUCAUCUCCUGCCUACAGAACAGGCGCUGCCCACAGUACUUCCUGCCCACCGUGGAUCUCUUCAAGGGCAAGUCUGCCGCUGCCAUGGACAACGUCGCCAAGCAGGUCUGGAGGCUUGUGCGAGAGCUUUUGACCAAUCCGAGGAGCUUCGAAGCUCUGUAACUAUAAAUUAGCCCACGAUCUUAUCUACUCGACACUCAACACGAAGAGUGACCAUGAUCCAGUCAUGGCGAGUAUUUGUGGACAGUGGUCAAAACCGCAGACUACCUUGCCUCAGUUUUAACAGACUUUAAAACUGAACAAAGCGAGCCUGACUUCACAAAACUAUGUCCGCGAAGGUUGAUCUAUUUCUGAAAGGAUUACUAUUAUUCCAAGUAGUAAGACGCCUGGACUUUGUUGUGCAUUUCGUGGACUCGCAAGUGUUAAGAUUGUGAUGGAAUUAGAUCUCUAUAUUCUCUUUGUGCCCACUUGACUGCAGCACACACGGGGCUUCAAGACGACAGGUUGGCCACUCUAGAACAUAUUACAUAUGCAUAGUAUGUGUGUCUGCACGCAUUCAAUAAGGUUGGCUUUUGUAUUCUAACAUAGUCCUACAAUACACAUGUGUGACAGAUAAUGUGAGACUAAUAAUACAAUACAAGAUUUUUUUAAAUACAACAUCUCGUUAUGUACAUGCGCAUCGUGUGUGUGUGUGUGUGUGUGAGUGUACGUGGUUCGUGAAACCAAUCAUUUAUUUAUCUCUCUAUUGAACGUAUGUAUGUACACAGCCCUGAGCUCCUCCAAUAAAACAUUCAGCUAACAGAA
Biomphalaria glabrata is the source of this 2711-nucleotide messenger RNA. Its product is annotated as protein mab-21-like 2. The record is from RefSeq and is a predicted model, not a curated record. The transcript is spliced from 2 exons. NCBI's taxonomy places the organism in Eukaryota, Metazoa, Mollusca, Gastropoda, Planorbidae. The coding region runs from base 963 to 2069 and encodes 368 amino acids.